AGUUCAUAACUGACCGUUGCGUUGAACAUUUAAAAAAAUGCGGCACUUAAAGUAUAUUCUUGUGUCUUUGAUAUUAUGUGGUGUUUAUAAUCAAAUAUCGUCCCAAACUAUUACGCCCACCAUAUUAGUUCAUGGUGGUGCCGGAGAUAUAUCCGAUUCUAAGAUACCCAUUGCAAAGCAUGGUGUUAAAUUGGCUGCCCGUAUUGGUUACGAAACUUUGAAAAGCACUGGCAAUGUGGUAGAUGCUGUCCAACAAGCGGUACAGUACUUAGAAUCAGAUCCAAACUUCAAUGCUGGCUAUGGUGGCGUGCUUACUUGGGAGGGUAAUGUAGAAAUGGAUGCUGCCAUUAUGAAUGGUUAUGACUUGAAUGCCGGUUGUGUAUCGGUAGCUAAGGAUAUAAUGCAUCCCAUAUCGUUGGCUCGCAGUAUAAUGGAUAAAACCAGGCAUAAAUAUUUAGCUGGAGAGGGAGCUAUGGCUUAUGCUAAAGCAGAAGGUUUUGAAUUUUUGCCCGAAGGAGCUUUAGUUACAGAAAACGCUAAAAAGGCUUUGGAGAAUUUCAAAAAUAGUUUUAAUAAUGGCAGCCGAUUCAUAGAGGAGGAAAUUUUUGGUUCACCUGGCACCGUAGGUGCAGUUGCUAUUGAUGCUUAUGGUAAUGUGGCGGCUGCUACCUCUACUGGUGGCAUAACUGGUAAAAUGCCGGGACGUAUUGGUGACUCACCAAUUUUGGGCGGUGGUACUUAUGCAGACAAUGCUUCUGGUUGUGUCUCGGCCACUGGUAAUGGUGAAACUAUUAUGCGUUAUAAUGUGGCCUCUAGAAUUUUAGCUUUGACUGAAAUGUUUGGUUUGAGUGCUCAAGAGGCCACUGUUAAGGUACUGGAUGAAAUGACAGAACGUUUUAAACAAACUGCUGGUGUAAUUAGUAUUGAUCCCAAGGGAAAUCUUGGUAUAUAUUUCACUUCUCGACGCAUGUCUUGGGCCUAUCAACGUGGUGGAGAAUUGCAUUUUGGCGUUGACAAGGGCGAGGAUAAUGUUGAAAUUGUGGGAGAACCAAGGUUGAAAAUGGAUUUCUUUUAAAAGAUUAUUAAAAUAAAUUAUUUUUGCAUUAUUUAAAAUUAAA
Lucilia sericata (common green bottle fly) is the source of this 1118-nucleotide messenger RNA. RefSeq names its product probable isoaspartyl peptidase/L-asparaginase GA20639. Bases 38 to 1075 code for a protein of 345 amino acids. Gene Ontology annotation, molecular function: asparaginase activity. Lineage: Eukaryota; Metazoa; Arthropoda; Insecta; Diptera; Calliphoridae. The transcript is spliced from 3 exons. The record is from RefSeq and is a predicted model, not a curated record.